Micromonas commoda is the source of this 1179-nucleotide messenger RNA. RefSeq lists its product with no specific name. The coding region runs from base 1 to 1179 and encodes 392 amino acids. The transcript has a single exon. The record is from RefSeq and is a predicted model, not a curated record. Gene Ontology annotation, molecular function: endonuclease activity. Lineage: Eukaryota; Viridiplantae; Chlorophyta; Mamiellophyceae; Mamiellales; Mamiellaceae.
AUGGCUUCUAUCGAAGAUGUGGACAAGCCGUACCCCGCGAGAACAACAACAACACUCGGUGGUAUCAUUUGCAAAUAUAGGCGCAAGCAGACAGGGAACGUCAAGCAAACUGAAGUGAGGCCACAGGGAACCGUCUUCUCUUUACCUCAAUCGUCAUUUCACCAAUACCCUAAAUUACAACUCACUGAUGACCAAAAAAAAAUGUUGGCAGAGGACCCAACUAAUGAUUACUCAAAGGUGCUGAAAAUGCUGCUAAGUGUUGAUAAUGGCGACCUCAUCAAACUCGCUCAGUCAUUCCCCGCUGGUGACAUUGAACGCAGACAAAAAGUGGUGGAAUUUGGCAUAUCUCUGAAAGCAUAUUAUCAUCUGAACAGCUCUGUAUUCAGUGACAUCAUCAAACUAAAAAAAGCUGAAGUCCUCGCAGAUUUAUAUGACCAGCAUUCUCAGUUUCGACCAAUAAUAUUGGAAAUGAAAAAACUUGUUGAUCAGAUCCAGCAUUGCAGUGAAUAUGACCACGCUUUUGAAUCUUUUAGUGAGGAACGCUGUUGGCUAUGCCCCGAAGCGGGAUUCCAAACAAUCAAUUCUAUGGUCUCGAUUAGAACUCCAAAACUGGCAGAUAAACGUUUCGUGGAAAUCAAAGUUACACAAUUGUCGUUAUUGAAUAAAUUGGCACAGGCUGGGGACCCAGAAUCAAUUGCACAAAUGGCUAAAAUAGGGCAGCAAAGGGAAGCAGAAUCCGAUACGCCGAGAGAUGGCAUGCUUCAAACAUCUCAUCUGUGCGAACCAGUACAUGCAAAUACUCUAGGAGGACACAGGAGGUGCUACAACCCCGCUCAUCUGAUCGCUGAGUCUUCUCAACAGAACAAUCGCCGAAAAAAUUGCCUCGGUGUGGUCCGCCUCGCUACUGGUGAGUUACUGAAUGUCUGCCCUCACGGUACCAAAUUGAUCAAUGGUCAAUGGAUCAAUCGCUGCCUAGGACAAAGGGAGCCCUCGAUCGACGGUGAGUUGAGUGCAGCUCAAGAGGCAUAUUUAGCGCCCGGUGUACCUCGCAAGACGCCUGAUGAGCAGCACGCUUCUCGCUCCACAGACUUUCCACGAGCGGCCCCUCCGUCCGCGCAGCCGAGCACACAGUUCGAAUCAAACUUGUUCAAGUCUGCUGAAGAUGAGCAGAGGAAAUAG